Molecule: messenger RNA, 1350 nt
Organism: Nelumbo nucifera (sacred lotus)
Lineage: Eukaryota; Viridiplantae; Streptophyta; Magnoliopsida; Proteales; Nelumbonaceae
Product: ras-related protein RABA3
Molecular function (GO): GTP binding; GTPase activity
Source: RefSeq, a predicted model, not a curated record
UUGGGGGCUGUUCACCAUUCCGACCUCAAGAAGCCAGCCCAGCAGGCCAACAACAAUGAUGGUGACAGCGCAGGCAGCGUUUGCUUGCUCAGGUUCCGCGAAGUAUUAAUUCGUAUUCCGUCUCUUUAAAUCGAUAAUAAAACCCAGAGUCAAAUCACCUCUCUCUCUCUCUCUCCCUCUAAACACCCCUCGUCUUCUUCUUACGUCUGCCUCCUCUUCCUCCUUGUUUUGCUAAGAAACAAGAAGUCCAAUACAGAAAAGAAAAUAAAAAUGAAAGAAGACGUGAAGAGUGGGGGCGCUGAAGAGAAUGAAGAGGAAGUAGUAGAAAAAAUAGACUACGUCUUCAAGGUGGUAGUGGUUGGGGAUUCGGCGGUAGGUAAGACCCAAAUUCUGUCCAGGUUUGCUAAGAACGAGUUCUGCUUUGAUUCCAAGUCUACCAUUGGAGUAGAGUUCCAGACCAGGACCGUUACCAUUCAGGGCAAACUCAUCAAGGCCCAGAUCUGGGAUACUGCUGGUCAAGAAAGGUAUCGAGCAAUUACUAGUGCGUACUACAGAGGAGCUCUGGGGGCCAUGUUGGUGUACGACAUCACAAAGAGGCAGAGCUUUGACCACGUUGCGAGGUGGGUGGAGGAUCUACGGGCCCAUGCCGACAGCUCCAUAGUGAUCAUGCUAAUUGGGAACAAGGCAGAUCUCACUGAUUCCAGGGCAGUCCCCACGGAAGACGCCGUCGAGUUUGCUGAGGAGCAAGGCCUCUUUUUCUCCGAGACGUCGGCCCUCAAUGGAGACAACGUGGAGAGUGCCUUCAUUAGGCUGCUGGAGGAGGUUCAUGGGAUGAUGGUCUCUAAGAAGGCCUUAGGCUACUGCAAUGAAGGAAAAACCAGAGCUGAAGCUGAAGGUGAUGUGCUGAUGCUCAAAGGAUCAAGGAUCAAUGUCAUCCUUGGGGAUGAGUUAGAGAUGAGUGAGCUGAAGAAGGCAUCUUCUUGCUCUUCUUGUUGAUACUUGAUAGAUAGAUCGUCCAAGUGUUUCUUUUCAGCGUUCCCCAGAUCAUCAGAUCAGAGUGCAAGUGUGCAACAGAACACAAACAAAGCACAACAUGACAUAUAUCGGCGAUCCUUCUCAGCCAUUCCCUCCAUCUGUCUUCCAGUGUCCGUCUCUGUGUUUGUGUCGUGUGUUAAUUUGGAAUUCCACUAGGAACAAGCGUGAAAUUUACAACUGUUUGAUAAAGUCGACUUCUGCUCGCGAUGGGACCGGAUGUAAUUUGUAAUGUUACGUACUACGUACUAAGCAGAAGAUACCAUUGCUUAAUUUAACAAUAAUUUAUAUCGUACUGGAUGUACAUGAUGAUAGAUA